GUGACCGGCGGCGGGGUAGGUGACAUCGGUGGAGUCAUCAGAGACAUACUUGGAUCUAUCAGAGGAGUUAAACGAUCAGUUGGUGGUAUCCUGAACGCCCUUCUUAAGAUCACUAUCGGCAGUCUGAAGGACGUCCUCGAUUUUAUAAUACAACUGGUCCUUAUCCUCGAGGUGAUUCUGAACAACGUAGCCCAUGGCUUGGGCACCCUGUGCGCCAGGCUGGUGGCAGUGAUUCUGAAGAUUGCCGUCUGCGUCAAGGGUUGCCCUGGUGACAGGGGCAUUUGCACGAAGGCCUGGAACCAGAAGUUCAGGAUUAACGGAGACGGAUCCACUGGCGCUGAUCUCAUCAAGAUCUUCAAGCUCUCCAGGGCUGAGGCCGAAUACGAUGGCUACGUCAAAAAGUGCACCAAAGGAAAAGGAAUCUCAAAAUUACCAAGAAAUUCUAUCCGAAUUGUUCUCGAGAAGAUCUACAUACUUAUUAAGAUAAUAUUAAAUUACAACACAAUCUCAAAAGACACGGUUACUGAUUGUUUCGUCCACCUUACCUCCAUCACGGUUGCCAUUGGAAAUUCGAAGAAAAGAGACUCUGGAAAACAAAUUACCAGAGAUAUCAUUCCAAGAUGUGGCAAAUACUUCAAAAAAGAAGGCUAUACAGAUAUCAACAUCUAUGUCACCAUUAUUGAAGAUGAAUGCAAACCAGCAAACGAUGACGACUGCGACUGGGACGGUGGUGAUGACACCACCCCCUCACCUGGGGGUACCACAGCACCGUCAGGUGGCGAUACCAAACCGCAAGCUGACACUUCUACCCAAACCCCAGAAGUCGUCACCACCCAGACCCCUGACACUACCCGUGAAGUCGUCACUACCCAGACCCCUGACACUACCCGUGAAGUCGUCACCACCCAGACCCCUGACACUACCCGUGAAGUCGUCACUACCCAGACCCCUGACACUACCCGUGAAGUCGUCACCACCCAGACCCCUGACACUACCCGUAAAGUCGUCACCACUCAAGCCCCUGAAACUACCCGUAAAGUCGUUACCACUCCAUCACCAGGAGAUGGUACCGCUCCUGGAGGUGAUGAUAACGAUGACUGCGGUCCGAGCAUUGGUGUCAUCAUCAAACAAAUCCCAGGGUGCACUAAGCUGGCCACCGCCAAGAUCAUCACCGAAAUAAUUAGCAUCAGAAUUAAAACAAUGACUGAUGUCAUCAAUUUAUGCGUCAAAGUGACUAUUUGCCUUGGCGGAAUUCUGGACCUUAUUGUCACGGGAUUGGGCUCCAUUUUGACCAGAAUGGUCGCUGUAAUCUACAAAAUCGGCUGCUGCGUCUAUGGCUGGGGCGACAGAAGCAUUUGCACUAAAGAAUACAACUCCCAAGUCGGCGUCAACGGAGACGCCUCGGAAUACAAGGAUAUCAUCAAUUUGUACAGACUUCAGAACUGCAAGACUGAUGUCAUCACUAUCAUUAACAAGUACACCGGAGGGAAAGAUAUCUCCAAGCAAACCGACGUGAUCAGCAUCAUCCUCCAGAAGAUCCUAAUCAUCGUGGACAUCAUCAACUCUGGACACAUCACCAAGCAGCACUUCACCAUUUGCUUCGUUGAGAUGAUCAGCAUCUUUGGCUGCGUUAUUAACUCUUACUCUAAAGGAUCCGGCACUACGAUUGUCCAGAAGGUCAUCCCAGUCUGCGGGCCGCACUUCGUGAAGCAAGGCUGCCCCGACAUCAGGGAAGAGAAGACCAGGAUCGUAACCGUCGUCACGGUUGGGAACAACGCCAGAAUCGACUGGAACGAUAUUCAAACUAGAAGCAAGUCUGAUGACCUCACCAUCGAUGUCAAGGUCGUCUUCGAGGACAAAGGCUCCAACCCAUCCCUGCAGCAAGUGUUCAACCUGGAGGCACCCUCGAGCUUCGAUGGCAGCGUCAGUUUUCUGCUAAAACUGCUACACGCGCUGGGAACUGUUAUUGACGUGGUCUGCAAUGGGCUGGGAAAGCUUGUUGUCAGAAUCGUCGGCUUACUCAUCCACUACAUCGUCGCCAUCUUGGGCAGAGGUCGUAACAGCAGGAGCUUCGUCUGCCAGAAGGCGUACUUCGACAGCUUCGGCAUAACCGUAAAGAGUUCGGACUGGGCUGACCUGGUGACUGGCUUUAAACUUGGCAGCUGCAAGCAGGAUCUUGAUGCUAUAGUGGCUGCUCAGAAGGGGAAGGACAACGCUGUAAUCAGAGUGAUUCUGGACUGCACCAGCUCUCUGGUCUCCAUCAUCCUCAAAGGCCCCAAGAUCACGGAGAGCGAUUUCACGGACGUGUUCAGCUAUUCUUUCACCAUUUUCGCUGCAUUCGCCAACAGCUGCAAGCCGGACCUGGGGAAGAAGAUAUGCGAGCGCCUCGUGCCCAUCUGCAGCUCGAUUUUGGAGAAGAAUAAUUAUCCGGCGCUCACUGCCCACCAGCCGAACAUCGUGAAGAAGAUCGCGGUGUGCAACAAUGUGAAGGUCGCCUGGGUCGCCAAAACUACUGUCGUCGAACACUGAACCUAAACCUACAGUACCUACCCGUCUUAAGUUAACAUUGUAGUCGGUGCGGAAAAAGAAGAGUCGUAGAAUGGGGUUAGUUUCGGAUUAUUGUUUCGUCGGAUUCUUGUUUCGUCGGAUUCGUGUUUCGUCGGAUUCUUGUUUCGUCGGAUUCUUAUUUCGUCGGAUUCUCGUUUUGUAGGAUUCUUGUUUCGUCGGAUUUUUGCUUUGUCGGAAAUAUUAAUAUGCAAUAAAAUCAGUUAGAUAAAAAAAGCGUGUGGUUAUAUUUUAUUAAAGUACGAAUUAUUACUUUAUUGUUGUUGCACAAUAGGACAUAACUACAAUUACCUAGAAAUCGGUUCGAUUCAUAUUUUCAAUAGCGUAAUUUUAUUUAAUAAAUACAGACAAAGCCACGAUAUUUCCAUAGUUUUGUUUGAUUUUCUAUGACCGAAAAAUUCCGGCGAUACAAGAAUCAUACGAAACGAGAAUCUUACGAAACAAGAAUCCAACGAAACAAGGAUCCGGCGAAUCGAAACCUAAUCGUGGAAUGUAAGGGAACCAAUACAUUCUAUGACUCUUCGCUUUCCGCACUAGCGUCAUAUUUUCAUAUAAAGUAAUAGACAAUAAUGAUAUUGCCGCACUUUGUCAUUGUAAAUGCCGCAAAGUUACCUUGGUUCGACUAGUUCAGUGUAAUCAAAGUAAAGAGUAGUAAGAUAAACAUUUGAGCAAUUUUGUUUGUUGAUUUUAGCGCGAUUAGCGCAUUACGUAACUAUGACGAAAAUUUAAAGGGCCAUGUUUAUUUUAAAACGUUGUACGAUACACGUGCGAAUAGGUAAUUCGCAACUCGUGUCGAUUUAAAACACACCCUUCGGUCGUGUUAUAAUUUAUCGCCACUCGUUGAGAAUUUCCUAUUUUCUGCACUUUUAUCGUAAAUAACUAUUAUUGCACCAAUAACAAUACAUUUUACAUGUAAAAUUACAACUUACAACUUUGCUUAUAACUUUGUUUACUGUAAAAUAUUAUUAAAACUAUAAUAAAAAUAGUAAACUACAAAUGUGCUUAGAAAUGCAAAAAUAGUUACUGAGUUUAGUUCUUAUUCUUACCGAUAUUUUUGCUAGAGUAAAACAUUCCCGUCAUGUAAAAUAUCUUCCUACUUGGAACUUACAUUAUAAUACCAUGGUUGCAAUAAAUAAGUAUGAAUUUGAAUCAUCACUAGUGUCUUUGUGAGCUGUAGACCUCGCGAACCUCCAUCGCUCCGCCAUUUUGAAAAAAAAAACUAAAAAUUGAUUUAAAAAAAUCAUCGAAACUGCUCACAAUAUUUCACGACCAUCGGAUGAAAUUACAGGUCACAAUCUCAUCCGAUGAUCCGAGAAGACAACAUCCGGACAUACGAAAGUAUACUGGCCCAAGAAAUGGAGACCUUCGCUUUUGCUCGGUCGGUUAAGAAACAUCGAUUAAGCUCACAUAAUGGUUGACUAAGUUAACAUAACAUUUUAUACUUUGAAUGUGCUUUAUAGAUACAUUACACCAAUUUUAAUUUAUUUCAUAAUGUACUAAUUAAUUUGUGAAUCAGUUUUAGUUUUCCAAUAGAAAAUACCUAUUUUUUUUAUACUACGUCGGUGGCAAACAAGCAUACGGCCUGCCUGAUGGUAAGCAGUAUCCGUAGCCUAUGUUCGCCUGCAAUUCCAGAGGAGUUACAUGCGCGUUGCCGACCCUAACCCCCUUCCACCCUGGUUGAGCUCUGGCAACUUUACUCGCCGGCAGGAACACAACACUAUGAGUAGGGUCUAGUGUUAUUUGGAUGCGGUUUUCUGUAAGGUGGAGGUACUUCCCCAGUUGGGCUCUGCUCUAGAUCUGGAAUGACAUCCGCUGUGCUGUGCCCUACCACACAGAGCGAGAUGAUAUUCACAAUGCCCAUACCUCUCAUAAAACCUAACCUAACCUGUACCUAACGUGUAUUUUGUCCAGUAAAUAAACGGCUUCUUUAAAAUA
Messenger RNA from Cydia pomonella (codling moth), 4500 nucleotides. RefSeq lists its product as uncharacterized. Bases 1201 to 2529 code for a protein of 442 amino acids. The record is from RefSeq and is a predicted model, not a curated record. NCBI's taxonomy places the organism in Eukaryota, Metazoa, Arthropoda, Insecta, Lepidoptera, Tortricidae. The transcript is spliced from 22 exons.